Molecule: messenger RNA, 1899 nt
Organism: Teleopsis dalmanni
Lineage: Eukaryota; Metazoa; Arthropoda; Insecta; Diptera; Diopsidae
Exons: 1
Coding region: 828-1799 (323 amino acids)
Molecular function (GO): signaling receptor binding
Source: RefSeq, a predicted model, not a curated record
UUUUUUUGUUUUUUGUUUUUUGUUUUUUUGAAGUGUAAUACGAAAAAAACUUAAAGCUACAAUAAAAGCAAUUCAAUGCCAAUACACUUAAAAGUGCAAAAACUGCAAAACAGAAAUAUUUUAUGAAAACUACCGUAAAUAGUUAAUAACGUAGCAGAAAUAAUUCGAUAUUUUAUUUCUCAUUAUUUAAAGACUAAAGACGAGUUUCAAACUCAAGAAUUAUUCCGGAGCUUUCGCGAUUAACACAUUUUAAAUUAAAUAAAAACAAAUACAUUGACAGCGGCAUAUAAACAAAGUACAUAAUAAGCAAAUAAAAAAUAUAUUAACAAAAAAACACAAAAAAAAACCAACAAAAAAUUAUUUCAUUUAUUGAACAAUUAACACAAGUGUUUUUGGCUAAUUACUUCAGCAAUAGAAUUAUAAAAAUAUUAAAUUUUCAAAGGGAAAAAAAACUGAACUAAAUAAAAAUAAAUCAUACAUUUGUCUCAAUUGUUUUUUAUUUUUGACACGAGCCAGUGAAGAUUAGCUAAUGCCAAAUUAAGAAAAAAAAUAAAAAUAAUUAUAAAACACUACAUGAAACCUGAGCAGCCAUAACCAGAAGGCACCAUACCGAAACCGCAAAGCUUAUUUUUAAUUACGUACUUAACUUAAAUGCUGUAAAAAUCUAAGUAAAAACAAAGUAAACUUAUAACAUAUAAUAAGCAACAACAAUUUUAUAACAUUUUUCUUCAUAUUCGUUACAAUUUACAAAAACAACUCAAAGCUAAAACUGUAACAAAUCUCUGAAGCUACCUUAAAUCCUUGCCAAUAGCGAAUAAGCACUAACAAUGGAGCGCUCACAAAGUUACACACACUUUGAGUUAAGUGAAGAUGACAACAACAACAACAACAACAACGUCAUCAACAGCAAACUAUCCACAAUUACGUUGAGUAAAACGAAAAACGUAAGGCGCACACGUAAACUACAAAAACAACAACAAAUCCAGCAAGCCAUUAGCGGAAGUAGUGAUAAUAUAGAUGCUGUGACCAUAUCCAAUACACUGCAAUUGAAACGUAAAAGGCAAUUGCAACGACAAAAAACAGCAGAAUUAGAUGAUGACAUGGAAUAUGCAGCGGAAGAGGAAUAUGAGGAUGAUGAAUAUGAAGUGAAUGAAAUUUGUGAAAAUGUUUUAGAUUUUGAAAGUACACUUACACAAAUAUUACCUAAGAAUAUCACUACAAAUGAACGUACAAAGCGUCAGUUGCCAUAUCAAAAAAGUCACUUAUCACAGGACGAUAGCUUAAGUACAACAAUAACAACAGAUUCACCUUCAUCACCUACAUCGCCUACAAAUAAAUCACAUCAAUUUAAACAUGCUGAUUCCUUUGAUUCGAAUUCUACUGGCGCCGAUAUGAGUCCAAUAAGUAGGCGACAUAAUUUUGUAUUUCUGCCGCGUGAUAAUUCUAUACAUUCAGAUUCUAGUCAUUAUUCCAGCGUGGAUAGUUUGUUGGAAGCACGUAAGCCAGAUCCAGAAGCCAUACUUAUAAAUUUAGGUUUUGGACCAGUCGGUUCAGAAGAUAUACUUUCACGCAUACCAAAACGUUUUCUUAAGCCCUCACAAGUACGUGGCAUUGAUACGGACGCCUUUGUUAAACGUCUUCAAUUGGCAAGUAAUUUAGCAGAUCACAGUGUACUCGGCUAUCGUGGUUUGACUGGCAAUCCUGAUAUACCACCCUCAACAAUUGUGGCGAAAAUUAUGCAGCGUUUCGAGGUUAAUGAACGCAAAAGAUCUAUGGGUUCAAUAGAGCACGCUAUCUAGAGCAGCCUACACAUACAUUAUGCCAAUAAUUUUUAAGUUUAGAUUUUAAUUUAAUUUUUAUUUAUAUUUUUUUUAAGGGGCUAACUGUUCAGUGUUAAAU